Molecule: messenger RNA, 240 nt
Organism: Knipowitschia caucasica
Lineage: Eukaryota; Metazoa; Chordata; Actinopteri; Gobiiformes; Gobiidae
Source: the annotation of a GenBank genome assembly
AUGGACAGGGGCCAGGAGUGGACUGGGAAAGAGCGCCUCUCAGAGCAGGCAGCAGCCCAGGGAUCGCGCUCUGCUCCGGGUGACGCAGCCACCUACGCCUCGGUCAAGUCUCUGACAGAAAGGGAAGAGGGGGAGUGGGUGGGUCGAGGUGAGGGAACAGAGGCGUCACUUUUCACCCGGAUCCAAGGCUCCUGCCGCUGCCGCUACCGCUGCAGCUGCCUCGCCAUCCUCCAGGGGUGA